GGAGAGCUCUCAGCAGCUCGCCGAGCGCGGUGAUCGACCGCUGCCGGGAAGCGCGCGUGGUGCCACCACCUCGCCACUGGGACCUGCUGCUGCCGCUUGCUGCCGCCGCUGCCCACCCCCCUCUGCUUCUGCCUUUGCUUCGCGCAGGGCUCCUUCCCCAAAGCAGGUCACGCUUCCUCCUUGCACAGGGCGAGCGUAGGGCUGCCCUCGGGAGCCUGCCCGCCUGUCCUCUUCAACUGACCUCUGUUGGCUUGGCUGCCGCCUUGACCCGACCCCCUGAGGUGGUUUCCCUCGAGGGGCUUCGGCUUUCGCUCCCUUCCCAGCGCCUCUUGGGAAUCCGAGUGAGAGGCUCCUAUCCGCGGUGCUGCUGCUAACAGUAAAUUUUAAGCCCGCUCGCUCUUCCCUCCCACAAACUAGGGAAGAGGCAGCUUUGCAAGCUCCACGUCGGAGCGCGCAGCAUUUCGGCGGUUUGCAAGGAACCGCCGUUAAGCGCUAAAUAACCAGCAGGGGAGGGGUGGUGGUGAUCCGGCGGCCGCUUCCCGGUCCCUGGAGUGGAUGGAGAAGAAAAGGAGGAUGCGACUGAGCCAUUUUUGCUGCCUCGCUUAUCAGCUGUGCUUCCUGUCAAACGGGAUCACGGCAGGUCUGCAGCCUUUGGGGGACACUGAGGAAUGGGAAAUCAUCUACCCAGCCCUAUGGAGCAGGGGCCAGCAGGAACCUACUGGAGGCAGUGGUGCUGGAGGCAGCUGCAGCACUGAUGGAAACUGUGGAAACAGCAACAGCAAUAUUAGUGCUACCUCUGUGUCCAUGCAGGCGCUGGGCAGCUCCCGUGAAGUCCGUUCAGUUUCUUCCUCAUCUGAUAGGCAGCUACAACCAGGAGGGGAGACCUCGGAGGAUGAAGGCUCAGAGGAUGAAUAUGAAUCUCAGGAGUUUUAUCACUGGUCUCCUUUUCCUCAGGGAUCUAAUGCUACUUCUCAGCUACCACCUCCCCCACCUCUCUUGCCUUCUUCUUCAGAGGAUGGGGGUGAAGUGCUGCUGAGGAUACCAGCUUUUGCUCAGGAGCUCUAUCUUCUUCUCAAGAGGGACAGCCGCUUCCUGGCACCUGGCUUUGCAGUGGAAGAACGACUAUUGAGUGAGAAGAGGACUCUCCCAAACUCUUCUCAGACCCAGAUGGAGAGAUCAUGUUACUACAGUGGGUCUGUGCUACAUUACCCUGGCUCCUUUGCUUCCUUCAGCACUUGUGGUGGAUUGAUGGGAUUUUUGCAGAUGAAUGAAGACUUCAUAUUUAUUGAACCACUUAAUCACACUUUGACUGUGACAGGUCAUGCACAUCGGGUAUACAGACGUAAAAGGUCCACACACGAGAGAGCCACCGAAAAGCCUACUUCUCAUAGUCAGUACUGUGGUGUUGUUACUGAGAAAAGAAGAUCUAAGGGUCAAAAAGGAGCAGAAGGUGGACGAGGAAAAAGAUAUUCCUAUAAAUUACCUCAAGAAUAUAAUGUGGAGACUGUUGUUAUUGCUGAUCCAGCUAUGGUUUUAUACCAUGGAGCAGAUGCAGCUAGAAGAUUUAUUCUAACAAUUCUAAAUAUGGUGUUUAAUCUAUUUCAACACAAGAGCCUUGGUGUUCAAGUGAACCUUCGAGUGACUAAGCUUGUUCUACUUCAUGAGACUCCAGCAGACAUGUAUAUUGGACAUCAUGGUGAAAAAAUGUUGGAGAGUUUUUGCAAAUGGCAACAUGAAGAAUUUGGAAAGAAAAAUGACAUCCAUUUAGAGAUGUCAACAAGUUGGGGUGAAGAUGUGUCACCAGUAGAUGCAGCCAUAUUAAUCACCAGGAAAGAUUUCUGUGUACAUAAAGAUGAACCAUGUGAUACUGUUGGUAUAGCAUAUUUGAAUGGGAUGUGCAGUGAAAAAAGAAAAUGUAUUAUUGCAGAAGACAAUGGUCUGAAUCUCGCAUUUACUAUUGCUCAUGAGAUGGGACAUAACAUGGGAAUAAAUCAUGACAAUGACCACCCAUCUUGUGCAGAUGGUCUUCAUAUCAUGUCUGGAGAAUGGAUCAAAGGACAGAAUCUUGGAGAUGUUUCAUGGUCUCGGUGCAGCAGAGAAGAUCUGGAAAGAUUUCUCAGGUCAAAGGCCAGUAACUGCUUGCUACAGACAAAUCCCCAGAGUCUCAAUUCUGUGAUUAUUCCUUCAAAACUGCCAGGGAUGACAUACACCGCAGAUGAACAGUGUCAGAUUCUGUUUGGACCAACUGCUUCUUUCUGCCAAGAAAUGCAGCAUGUUAUUUGCACCGGCUUAUGGUGUAAGGUGGAAGGGGAGAAGGAAUGCAAAACUAAGCUGGAUCCACCAAUGGAUGGAACUGAUUGUGACACUGGAAAGUGGUGUAAGGCUGGAGAAUGUACCAGUAAAACAUCUUUCGCUGGACACAUGGAGGGAGAAUGGAGUACAUGGAGCACUUGUAGCAGAACCUGCAACACUGGAGUCAGCAAUCGACAGCGUAGAUGCUCUGGUUCAGUUCAUGAAGGAGGGGAAUGUCAUGGAUCCAGAAUACAAUAUAAAAUAUGUGAAAAUCCAUCUUGCCCUCCUGGAGUCCCUGCAUUUAGAGACUGGCAGUGUCAGGUCUUCAGUGUCAGGCCAUCAUAUCAGAAGCAUGUACACCAAUGGCAGGCUGUUAUAGAUGACGAAAAGCCCUGUGCAUUAUUGUGCUCUCUAAAUGGCAAAGAUCAGCCUGUACUGAUAACAGAGAAAGUAAUGGAUGGAACUUCAUGUGGCCAUCAGGAACUGGAUAUAUGUGCAAAUGGCAGAUGUCAGAAGUUUGGUUGUGAUGGCAUAUUGGGGUCGUUGGCAUGGGAAGAUCACUGUGGUGUCUGCAAUGGAGAUGGCAAAUCAUGCAGAGUUGUUAAAGGAGAUUUUAAUCACACUCGAGGAGCAGGUUAUGUGGAGGCUUUAGUGAUACCUGCAGGAGCAAGAAGAAUCAAAGUUGUGGAAGAAAAACCAGCUCACAGCUAUUUGGCUCUUCGAGAUGCCAGUAAACAAUCUAUCAAUAGUGACUGGAAGAUAGAACAUUCUGGAACAUUCAACAUUGCUGGUACCACUGUCCAUUAUGUUAGGAGAGGUCUGUGGGAGAAAAUCUCUGCCAAAGGUCCCACCACAUCACCCUUACAUUUAUUGGUUCUACUUUUUCAAGAUCAGAAUUAUGGGCUACACUAUGAAUACACUAUUCCCUUGGACCCUCUGCCUGAGAAUCAGAGUUCAAAAGUAUCAGAACCUCUCUUUAUGUGGACACAUUCAGGCUGGGAGGACUGUGAUGCUGUGUGUGGAGGAGGAGAAAGAAAGACAACUGUAUCCUGCACAAAGAUUAUGAAUAAAAAUAUCAGUUUUGUGGACAACAAGAAAUGCAAAUAUUUGACAAAACCUGAACCACAAAUCCGAAAGUGUAAUGAACAGCCAUGCCAGACAAGGUGGAUGAUGACAGAAUGGACUCUUUGCUCAAGGACCUGUGGGAAGGGAACCCAGAAUAGACAGGUAGCCUGUACUCAGCAACUCAGAAAUGGGACCUUGAUCAGAGCCCGUGAGAGAGAUUGUCUUGGACCAAAACCCACUUCAGCACAGCGCUGCGAAGGACAAGAUUGCAUGACAGUGUGGGAGGCUGGAGUGUGGUCUGAGUGCUCUGUAAAAUGUGGCAAAGGAGUACGACAUCGGACUGUGAGGUGCACAAAUCCUCGGAAGAAAUGUGUAUUGUCUACAAGACCCAGAGAAGCAGAAGACUGUGAAGACUAUUCCAAAUGCUAUGUCUGGAGAAUGGGAGACUGGUCUAAGUGUUCCAUCACCUGUGGCAAAGGAAUGCAGUCACGUGUGAUCCAAUGCAUGCACAAGAUCACAGGAAGACAUGGCAAUGAGUGUUUCUCCUCUGAAAAACCAGCAGCCUACAGACCCUGCCACCUGCAUCCCUGCAAUGAAAAAAUUAAUGUGAACACAAUUACAUCUCCUAGGUUAGCUGCUUUAACUUUCAAGUGUCUGGGAGACCAAUGGCCUGUAUACUGCAGAGUGAUACGAGAGAAGAACCUCUGUCAGGACAUGAGGUGGUAUCAGCGUUGCUGUGAGACAUGCAGGGACUUUUACGCUCAGAAAAUGCAGCAGAAGAGUUGACCUCUAGCAGGGAGGCUGGCUAGCAUUCAGUUCUUCACAAUCACAUUAUUUAUAAACACACACACAAGCACGCUUUUUCAGACCAAAUAUCAGGUUACAUAUAAUUUAAUCAAAUUAAUUUAUUUUUGCCUGCCAAGACAUUUUUUAUUUUGGUUAAAUAGCUUUUUUUUUUUUAAUCCUCAGAGUUUCCGUGAUUAAUUUUUUAUAUGAGAUAUUUUGGAUACAUUUACCAGAAUUUUGUUUUUUAAAAACACUAUUUUAAAUGUCUAUAUUCAAUUGGGUAAUCUGUCUCCCCACCACUACAAGAGAAAUAAUCAGCAAAAUACUGUGCAUCGUUAAGUGUGCUAGUCCCAAGUACUUGGUGUUAAUUGGACUUAAGCUCAUUUAACAAUCCACUGCAUUGUGCCAAAUAAUAAGACAUCAUGUUACCCCAAAUUUAUUUUUAUUUAGGUGAAUAGUUUUGCUGUAUAUGGAAAUGAAGUCCACUAUACUUUAUUGUAAUGUUUUGGUGCUAGGAGUUGGAUUGACUUCAGAUAUUUUUGCAACAGAUUCUGGGCUGAGUUAAGCUUCAAGGUUAUAUUACAGAACAGAACAGGCUAUAUUACAGAAUGUAUUAGGAAAUCAAUAAUAAUUUUACUAAGGGCCAGUUCAGAUAUUCAAAAUGGUCCCCAGAAAUGUAGUAUAACAAAUAGAACAGUUGACCACAAACAUCUGUGGGCAUAGACACAGCUUCCGGCAUUGGUUUUAACAACUGAGAACACUUUUUUAACCAGCAAAAAGAUGUGAAUCACUUCUGAAUAGUUAUGGGCAGUGCCCAUGGACAGCCUGUGUAUAGGCUGUUUAUACACUUUUAUGAACAAAAAGACUUUUCUAUAUGAAUAUGCCCUGGGGAUCAUUGGGACACUGAUUUUUCCAUGCCCUUAGAAACAUACUGUAGGAAAUGAUCUACUGUAAUUUAUACACUUUUAUAAACAAAAAGAAUCAAAUUGCCAAAGUUGGGAUUUUAAUCAUGUGCAUAAAUAUGUACUUGAACACAAGUAUUGAAUCAAUUAAACACUGUAAAGAUGUACACUGAAUCUCUGUUGCACUGUAUGAUGUAGCGUAGAGAAACACCAUUCUAGAACUUGUAACAUCCUAUGAAAGAAGUCUGUACUGUUUAAACAUGCCAUUAGCUUCUAAGUAUCUUGAACAAGAGAUCCAUGCCUAGCUCUGUGCUCGUGUGUGUCCUCUUGGGAGAUUUACAACUGAGAAGAAACCUAAGAUUUACUGCAAAUUGGACUAUAUUUUCAGGUUUUAAAAAAUUAGAAAAUAAUUUGGUGAUAAAUUACUUUGUUUUUUAAAAAAGAUCUCUAUAAAGAUACAGUUUUACAUUUUUGUGAAACGUGAACAAGACAACUAACAUUUUCCUUAUGAGAAAAUAUUGUAACAUGAUUUUUACAUCUUUAAUACAUAAAUAUAUAUAGAGAGAUAUAAAUUCCUCCAUUUAUAUGUAUUUUCUGUUGUCUAACAUUGUUAGUUUUCUGUUGACAAUAAACAUGGAAGGACAAAAUAAGACAUUAAACAUAUGAAGAUGCCUCAAACUGAAUCAGAUCAUUGGUCCAUCUAACACUGCAUUAUUUAUUGUAACUAGCAGUGACAAUCAAGUAUCUCUGGCAGAGAUUUUUCCCAGCCUUGUUUCUUUUAACUAGAGAUGCUUAAACCUGAGAAAUUCUUCAUCCAAAGGAUAUGCUCUACCACUGAGAUUUAUGGGUUCUCUUUUCUCUGGUGUCCUAUAAUACUGUUCAAUACCAACUUGUUUGACUGAUUAAAAGUGUAAUAAGCAGGAUUCCCUGUCAUCAGACUUGUAAUCUGCAAACAGUGGAGUGCCUUUAAUCACCAGUUUUCUCUUGGCAGCCAAAGCAAUUGUUCAUUAUUCCCACCUACCCACCCCUAUUUUUAUUCAUGCAGUUCUGCAGUUCUGAUCAUAAAAUAUUAAUGAGCAAUCGCUUUUUAAUAGGAAACCAGUAAUUAAGGUGCUUUCCCUAAUGAACCCUAUCUGACAAACUAAGGAUAAUUCAGGAAUCCUGUGACAACAGGUAGUGAAUGGGAAAUAACUAAUUAGUUGUUUUUUAAAAGAGGGGGCAAAGAGGAAGCUACUAAGUAAAGAAAUAAUUGCAGAGAAAAGUGGUAUCUUUGCUAAAUGGGACCAAUGUCUGCGGGAUGUUGCCAAUGGAUUCAGAGAUUGCCAGUUUUUAUGCAUGUUGAAGUACUAUAUUAAUGGUUGGAUCUGGAAUAAUAAUAAACUUCUGGGUCAACUCAUGUUACAAUUGAUUGUGGAAAAGCAGUGCUACAUAGCAAGUGUAGAAAUACCCUCAAAAUAAUCUAUAGAUAUAUUUCUCUUAGGUGUACCUGUUGCUAAUCCCAUGUGUGGCAGCUCUCACAAAAGUUCACGAGCAAGCUGCCGGCAGAGGAAAGCUGCAGCGCUGGAUAGGCUUGCGGACAGGCAGAAAGUGGAGGGGGCAGCAGGGGGAGGGCCAGUGGGCAGGCAGGUGGAGAAAAUGAUGGCGGCAGGUGGAGAAAAUGACAGCAUCGGGGGCGGGUAGGCAAAAAUUGCAGCAGUAGGGGGACCUAGAGGCGCCAAUGCUCUGCGCCCAGCCCAGCUAGUUGAUAUUAAUUUUGGAAAAUUUAAUAAUUUUUUAAACAAUAAACAUAACAUAAACAUAAAAC
Hemicordylus capensis (graceful crag lizard) is the source of this 6849-nucleotide messenger RNA. It is a transcript of the gene ADAMTS19, whose product is annotated as ADAM metallopeptidase with thrombospondin type 1 motif 19. The record is from RefSeq and is a predicted model, not a curated record. Bases 556 to 4143 code for a protein of 1195 amino acids. NCBI's taxonomy places the organism in Eukaryota, Metazoa, Chordata, Lepidosauria, Squamata, Cordylidae. The transcript has 23 exons. Gene Ontology annotation, cellular component: extracellular matrix. Gene Ontology annotation, molecular function: metalloendopeptidase activity. Gene Ontology annotation, biological process: extracellular matrix organization; proteolysis.